AUGGAUUCAGUGGAUGAUAACGAUAAGUUGGCCGUUGUUUUGAGACUAAUUGCCAAAGCACACAUCAAAUGGAACAUCCAUAAAUAUCAUCUAAUGGUGAGUGAAUUGUUUUGA
This is a messenger RNA of Anisakis simplex (herring worm), 114 nucleotides long. The record is from the annotation of a GenBank genome assembly. NCBI's taxonomy places the organism in Eukaryota, Metazoa, Nematoda, Chromadorea, Rhabditida, Anisakidae.